Balearica regulorum gibbericeps (East African grey crowned-crane) is the source of this 6076-nucleotide messenger RNA. The record is from RefSeq and is a predicted model, not a curated record. NCBI's taxonomy places the organism in Eukaryota, Metazoa, Chordata, Aves, Gruiformes, Gruidae.
AUGUGGGACAAUACAGAAGAUGAUCUGCAAGCAGGCAAGACAAAAAUACUGGCUCUUAGUAAAAGUCAUGAACUGUUUGUCUAUGAAUUCACCAUAGAAGAUGGAAAAUACAACCCGAUUUCCCUGCACUGUUUUAAGGAAGAUACACUUAAAAAGCUCCUUGAAGUUAAAAACAUUAGUCUGUCUUCAAUUUUCUCUUUGAGGAUACUGUCUUUUGAAAACAACAAAUGCAUACUUCUGCUCAACAAGUUUAUUGUUGUGCAUCUUACCUUUCCUGGAAGAGACUCAUCCAUAGAGACAUGUGACUGCCUUACCCUUGAUAUGCCUCCGCAAGUUUUGGAAAGAAUAACAGAUACACACUUCUGCAGGGGGAUUCUGUUUCUGUUAGAUAGUUCUGGCUGGAUUUACGUGUUUGACUCUUUGGAUGGUGCAAAUCUAGCAAACGUCAACAUAGCACUGUGCCAGGGAGACGUACAGGACGAGGACAGGAGUCCAGUCAUCCCAUCGCCACUCACUGCGGUGAAAGUGUCGCAUGAUCUCAGUGUUGCUGUGAUCGUCAGUUCUUCCAACGACGCCAUCUCUCUGGAUCUAAACAUGUACUUCAGACGGUUCCCUGGGCAUUUGCUCUGUAAGAGAGAUUCUGAAAAUCUUCCGGUGAAGCCUCCUGAAAGACUUGAUGAGGAUGACCUUGCUAGUUCUGACUAUAGCAUGGAGCUUUUGUCAUUGCCUUUCCGCACAGACAGGUCCUGGACGGCACACUUAUCCUCACUAUCUGAUACAGUAAGGAGAAGAGGACCAGGUUCUCUGAAUUUGGUGAAUGAUUUGAAUUUACCUUGGUAUCAGUUUUUUACCCAUCUUGAAGAUCAUGAUCCUGAAAUCUAUGAAAAUUCUGAGAGGAUGGUGGCAUUUGUUCCACGGGCUGUUACGUGGGUUCCUUCCAAACCAGUGCAAAGCAAUGGUACAAACCUCAGUGAUGCAAGACAGCAAUGGAAACGAAUCCCCAGAGAAGCACCCCAAGAAGUGGUGAAACUGGAGUGUAAAUUGGUAACUGGAGUUAAAGCACUGUUUGUAGUAAUAACAGAUGUCAAAGGAUUGAUUCUUGCUCUCUGGGAUUUUGAGUCGCAAGAUGUGACGUAUCACCACUUUGGCAAAAACAGCGUUUAUGUGGAUUGCAGUGAAGAGGUGCCAUUAUGUCUGCUUCUGACAGAGCAUGGUCUCUCCUUAGUUCUCUUUGGUUUAACUCAAGAAGAGUUUUUGAAUAGAUUGAUGAUCUAUGGCAGCGCUGGAGUUGUAGAUUCUGUUUGUCAUCUCAAUGGAUGGGAACGAUGUUCAAUUCCCAUACACGCGCUAGAGGCAGGUUUGGAAAAUCGUCAACUGGACACGGUAGACUUAUUUUUAAAAAGCAAAGAAAGUCUUUUCAAUCUGUCUGCAACCUGCUGUGGACCUGAACAGGCUUCUGACAGUGCAUCCCAGGCUUACCUGAAAAAUUUGGAAGAGCUGAGACCAGCGUUAAACUUGCUUUGCUCAGCGAUCAAAGAAAAUGAUAUGGAGCCGCACAGUAAACACUUUUCUGAGCAGCUGCUAAACCUCACAUUGACUUUCCUUAGCAAGCAACUGGAAGAUGUUUUUGUGCACACAGAGGAACCUGAUGAAUUCCUGCAGAAGAGUGCAGAUAUUUUAACUGAUUACAUUAUAAGACUUAGAAAAUUUCUGAGAAAAUAUCCUCGACCGCAAGUAAAUACAGUAUACACAGGAAGUGAUCUUGAUGAAGACCUACCUGCACUGGAAGAAAGCCACACGUGGGAAAAACUGACACCAGAGGAAGUCAUUGCUGAUGCCAUCUUAAGCAACAAAAUGCCAGAGGCCCAGACCUUCUUCCGAAUGCAUCAGCAUCCUGCUCAGAAUCUUCAAGAGUUUAUUCAGAUAGGUUUGAAUCUGGUCUACGACCGUCUUCUGAAGAACAACACCAGAGAGGCCUCAGAACUUUUAAGAAAUAUGGGCUUUGAUGUGAAGGAGGAGUUGCAUAAGAUAUGUUUCUACACAGUUGAUAAACAUGUGCGAGAUUUGUUGGUGAAAGUUUUACAAGAAGAAAAUUAUUUUUCUGAAAAAGAGAAGAAAAUGAUAGACUUUGUGCAUCAGGUUGAAAGCUUUUACUCGGAAUCCUUCCAGGAAAAUAAAGAGAUUCAAUCUCUUGCCAGGUACUGGAGAAAAGAACAAGACUUUUCCAGACACACAGCUGUCUUGGACUCGGUGCUGCGUUGUGAUAGGCAUCGGGUUCACAGUAGGAGAGUCAGAGUGAUGUUUAACUGGGCUCAGUGGUGGGAUGAGCUUAUUCAGGAAAUGAUUCUUCUCCCCAGAAAACCACGCCAAGAGCUCCAGGGAUGUAAUCCUGAAGUUCUUUGGAUGCACCUGACAGCCCAGCAUGAUUGGCUUAAUAUUUGUUCAUGGAUUGAAGACUCCGAGCCCAACCAGACUUUGUGUGGAGAAGCUAACUGGCCCCCUCUUACUCCGGACGUUAUUGAUGGAAACAUGUUAUGUAGUCGCUAUAUGAGAAACGAUAUAUUAAACAAGCUGGCUAGAAAUGGAAUUUUUGUCUCUUCUGAGUUGGAAGAUUUUGAACUUCUGCUCCAAAGACUAUCUUACCUUGGGGGUGUACUGCAAAAUCCUCAUCCUGUUCCAAAAUACAGUGCUGCAAGUGGUUUGGACUUCCAUGCUCGUUUUGUCCUUCACUGUUUAGAACAUAAUUUGCAGUAUCUGUUAUACACUUACUUAGACUAUUACAGUUUAACUCCUUCAAAUUGUGCUAUUUUGGACAACAAGGAAUUGCAUGAAGCACAUCCCUGGUUUGAGUUCCUUGUUCAGUGUCGGGGGGUUGCCAGUAACCCACGAGAUCCAAAGAUGAUUUUUCAGGCUAGUCUAGCAAAUGCUCAGAUCUUGAUUCCUAGUAAUCAAGCCAGCGUGAGUAGCAUGCUACUGGAAGGACGUACACUAUUAGCACUUGCUACUACGAUGUAUGCACCUGGCGGUAUCGAUCAGGUUCUUCAGAAUGAAGAUGUGGAAAAACCUCUAAAGAAAGUUGAUCCUCAGCUCUUAAAAAUGGCAUUGACUCCUUACCCCAAACUCAAAGCUGCUCUCUUUCCCCCGUGUACUUCUCAUGGAAUUUUGCCACCUGACAUCUCUCUCUACCAUCUUGUUCAGUCAUUGGUGCCCUUUGAUCCCACUAAAUUAUUUGGCUGGCAGUCAACAAAUACUCUUGCUGUAUCAGAUGCAUCAAGUGACUUUCCUCAUUUUUCAUCCCCUGAACUGGUGAACAAAUAUGCUGUAAUGGAACGAUUGGAUUUUUUGUACUAUUUGCACCAUGGACGUCCAUCAUUUGCUUUUGGUACAUUUUUGGUCCAGCAGUUAGUAAAGAGCAAAUCCCCCAAACAGUUGAUUCAGCAAGCAGGAAAUGAAGCCUAUGUUUUAGCUCUUUCCUUCUUCAGCAUCCCUUCAGUAGGAGCAGCCUGUGUGUGCUUUCUAGAAUUGCUUGGUCUCGACAGCCUCAAACUCAGGGUCGAUAUUAAAGUCGCAAACAUAAUUUUCAGUUACAGAACUAGAAAUGAAGAAUCUCAGCACAAUCAAAUAAGAGAAUCUUUGGUUAAAAAGUUAACAAAAUUGGCUGAUGGUGAUAAAGCAGCAGCAGCAGAAGUUCUUAUCUCCUUAGAAGAAGCCUUUUGGGAUGCAGUUGAGCAUCAAGGAAUAAAGAAGACGUCUAGUGACUCUAGAAGGCAGUGGUCUUUGGUAAUGCAGUUCUGUAAACUCCAUAAACUUGGACUGAGUACAUCUUACCUGAAGGAAUGUGCCAAAUCCAACGACUGGCUGCAGUUCAUCAUCCAAACCCAGCUGUACAGCUACCAGCCAGAUGAGGUGGUUUCUAUCCUUCAAGAUUUCUCUCCUGUUUUACAAGAUCACUUGAUGUUGGCAUUGGAGAAGUUGCCAUUGUUGUGUCCUGCUGCAGGGAGUCCUGCAAACAGUGCUGCCAGCAUGUGCAAGAGCAAAUAUGCAGAUAGUCUCUUUCAAAUCCUUUUUCAGUGCCAGGGGAACUCCAACCCUUCAUCUUACCUUUUGACUGAAGGAUUGAGAGAGCACGCUCCCAUUCUGAGUGUUUUAGCAGCAUGUUUCCAAGAUGCAAACAUUAUUCAUUGUCUCUGUGUUUGGAUAAUUACUACUGUGGAUGAUAUUACCAGAGCUGAAGCAACAAACCAUAUUCAGAGCUCAGCAGAAAAUCACGAGUGGGAUCUUCAUGACCUGUCGGUUAUCUGGAAAGUCUUUUUAAGAAAGCAAAAAAGUAAAACACUUCUAAAUGGCUUCCAGCUCUUUUUAAAGGAUUCCCCUUUACUGUAUAUACUGGAGAUGUAUGAACUAUGUAUGAACUGUAAAAAAUACAAUGAAGCUAAAACCAAACUGGACAAGUUUCAAGAAAGUCUCACAAAACUUAAAACUGAAGAAGAAGCAGCAGCCUCAGAAUUACCUGUGCCAUGGUUGGAAUCACAAGCAUUGUUCCUUCUGGAAUUGAUGAUGCAGCAAUGUAGAACAGAAUAUGAAUUAGGAAAACUCUUACAGCUGUUUUCUGCAGCAGAUAACCUUCUACUCAAUGGCCCUUACGUGAAGAAACUGUGUGCACUCAGUGAGACCCUGAAGGAUUCCUCCAUAUCAAUUAAUCGCUCCAUCCUAACCAGUUACAACAUGGAGACAUUUCAGAGCGAGUGCAGAUCAAUUCUGGAGCAGCUGCAGGAGAAAGGAAUGUUCUCCCUGGCUCGGGAGGUAGCAGCACUAGCAGAAUUGCCUGUGGACAAUGUAGUUACCCAAGAGGUUCUAAGAGAUCUACAUCGUUUAAGAGACAUCGGACAGUGGCAUCAACACCAGACAAGAAUUGAAUUCUGGAAAAAAUGUAAUGACAACUUCAUGAAAAAUUCAAUCUCCAGCAAAGCUGCAUCCGAUUUUUUUUUUAAUCAGGCAAACACAGCGUUUGACUCUUCAGCUCAUGAGAAGAUAAACAGCAUUAUGGAGAGACAUUUGUUGCUUCCCCUAGCUGGCCAUUGGCUAGCCAAGAAUGACUCGGUGUCACUGGACAAAUUAGGAGAAAUAGAGAAGCAGAUCUGGAUUUGUCGCAUCGCACAGCAAACGUUAUCUACAGAUGAGGGGUCAGGCAAGACAAGAUUUUCCUCCCAUGCUGUAGUGAACAGGGAUCUUACCUUUGAUAACUUAGCUAAGGAGUUUUCUUUUUCAAAGCUACCUGCUCUGAACACACCACAGUACUUAAAACUGGAGGGUCUUGCAAUCAGAGAGUCUCCACAGACCUUGACUAAUGAUGAGGAGGAAUCACUCAAGUUUUUGAUUGGAUGCCUUCUUGAUGAAGGAAGCGUGCAUGAAGCCAGCCGCGUGUGUCAGUAUUUCCGUUUCUACAACAGAGAUGUUUCACUGGUAUUGCAUUGCAGGGCUCUGGCCUCAGGGGACACUGAUCUAGACAAAUUACACACAGAUAUUCAGACUCUCCUUGGAGCAAGAGAGAAGAGAUCUGAAAGCAGUACAUCUCAGCAAAGCAGAGCCCCGAGCACAUCAAGCUUAGAAGACUGGACACACAUUGGGGCUCCAUCUCCAGAUGAUCAGGUUGUUGUCAGUCUGAAGGCUCUCAUAGAUGAAUGUGUCCAUGGGAGAAACUACUGCAGACAGGUUCUCUGUCUGUAUGAACUUUCUAAGGAAUUGAACUGCUCCUACAGCGAAAUGUCAGCCCACGACCCGGAAAAAGUGCUUCGAGCAAUUCUGUCGUCCCGUCAGCUGGACAGGUGCAGGAAAGCUCAGGCAUUCAUCACCACGCAGGGGCUCCAGCCUGAAACUGUGGCAGAGCUAGUGGCUGAAGAAAUCACGCAGGAAUUAUUGGCAUCUUCAGAAGGGAAAGGACAGAAACAGGUUUUGAACCCUGCAGCUGACAGCCAGGCAUUCCUACAGCUUGCUAAGCUGUGCCAGGAUCAUACAUUGGUUGGCAUGAAGUUACUGGGUAGAAUUUCCUCCGUUCCACAUGGGGAACUGUCAUGCA